UCUUCAAUCUUUGGUCAGUCUUCCUCUCAUCCCAGGUGAUAUUAUAUACUGGAUUUGAGAACUGUGACAAUGGAAAAAAAACAGGAAAAAAUGAAGAACAAAAUGAUUGUCCUACAAAGGCCUUUUGAGAAAAUAAGGGACAUUGACAAUAGCAAAUCACUAUGGAGAGUUGCUGUCAGAGUGAAGGAUUUGUGGAUAGUUCGUCAUGCAAAAUCCACCAAACACCACACUGAGAUGGUUCUAUGUGAUGACCUGGGUGAUGAAAUUCAAAUGACUGUUCCUACUGAUUUGCAUGAGAAGUGCAAAACUCAAUUCCAUGUUAACAUGACAUGCACCAUUCAGAACUUUGAUGUGGAGAAAAAUAAUCUUUCUGUUAAAGCAUGUGAACAUAAAUUCAAAUUGAUUUGGACUGGAGGUAGUUUUAUUGAAGAUGUUAAUGAACAUAAAAUUCCAAAACCUGGGUUCAAGUUCAAGGAUUUUGCUGAUAUAAAAAAUGGAAUCGUUCGUUCAGAUCUUUUGAUAGAUGUUAUUGGAGCCUUUCAUGAACUUGGGUAUACUCAGCUUCUGCCUGGUGGGAGAAAACUUCAAGUUAAUUUUAAGCUCAAAGAUCUUGCUGGAAAUAUCUUGAACUGUACUUUGUGGGAAGACUUUGCAACACAGUUUGCUAAAUACAACAACGAAAGGACUGAUUGGGGACCAACCAUUGUACUUAUUCACAAUGCUAGGAUCAAAGAAGCUACUGAUCAAUUUGAACUUGGUAUCUCUAAUGUUUGGAAUGGGACGCAAUUGUUCAUCAAUGAUGAUAUUCCAGAAAUUAUAGCUUUUAAAGAAAGUUUAAGUGCUGAAGAAAGCUGUGGUAAUCAGAGUCAGCAGCUCAGUUGCCAGUCUCAAAUGUUAACGCAGUCAUCUCCGAUGACUCAACAAUCAUCUGGUGAUAAAUUUCUCAACAAUGCACUCAUUCUGCCACUUCCUCAAAUUUUGGCCCUUCCUGAGCCGGCGUCAUGUGUUACUGUUGUUACGACAAACAAAAUCUUACCUACAAAAUUUGGUUGGUACUACAAAUUGUGCGGACAAUGCCUUAGAUCAGCUAAGGGGGAUACUCUACCUCUAAAAUGUGAGAAAGACCAUGACACUUAUGUCAUCAAUCUUAGGUACAAAAUUGACGUUGAGGCGGAAUAUGAAGGUGUUAAGACAACUUUGGUGUUUUGGGAUCGCGAGUGCAAUGAGCUUAUUGGACACACUGCUGCAGAAUUACACACCAUGAUGGUGGAGGGUGGCAUUACAAACCCUUUGGUGUAUCCGGUUCAGCUUGACAAUUUCAUGAAAAAGACUCUUGCGUGCAAAAUCAAGUUGCAACUACCUUGGGGUAACUAUAGUGUGCAAGGAGCUAAGGCGGAUCAAACAAUUAUUCAGGAAGUUCUUGAUCAUUUUCCAAAAAAUGAGGGAACUUCUAAAUUGGCUAUUGCUUCAUCUGAAAAUAUCGAGCUUGAGGAGGUAAGUGCACCUGAUCAAAUGAUUGAAGAUCAAAAAAGUGACAAAGAUGAAGACUUUGUUUUUCCAACAGUAAAUCUAUCUGAUUCUUCUGAAUAUGAUCCUGAUCAUAUUCCACUCACACCAGCCAAAAGAACUGCAACCAAUCAAUCUGUUCCGCAAGAUCUUGCUGAUGCAUUGGCUCCGACAAAAAGUUCAUCCUCAAAAACAACCUUGAAGCAGUUGAAGAAAAACAUCAAGCGUGAAAAAAACCCCUGAUCAAAGUGCAUUGUUAAUAAAAAAAUUACUUUUGCAAUAUCUUUUGAGACAUGUUUUGUUAAUCUAAGUACUAUUUGACGGAAUUCGUUCCGAACAAUCGUCCUCAAUGUGUUCUUUUUUGGGCAUCUACUUUGAUUUCCUACUACUACCUUUCAAUCUAACCCGCCAGAUUAUGUAAAUUAAUGAAUCAUGUACUAUGUUGAUGAAUGUUGAUCAAAAA
Messenger RNA from Trifolium pratense (red clover), 1969 nucleotides. RefSeq lists its product as uncharacterized. Bases 70 to 1749 code for a protein of 559 amino acids. Gene Ontology annotation, biological process: DNA repair; DNA replication; DNA recombination. Lineage: Eukaryota; Viridiplantae; Streptophyta; Magnoliopsida; Fabales; Fabaceae. The transcript has 14 exons. Gene Ontology annotation, molecular function: DNA binding. Gene Ontology annotation, cellular component: nucleus. The record is from RefSeq and is a predicted model, not a curated record.